This is a messenger RNA of Phyllotreta striolata, 3030 nucleotides long. NCBI's taxonomy places the organism in Eukaryota, Metazoa, Arthropoda, Insecta, Coleoptera, Chrysomelidae. The record is from the annotation of a GenBank genome assembly.
AUGGCGUACAGGGGUAAAAAGCUCACGCCCGCCGGAGAUCGACACAAUUACAUAUCGCGAAUGAGGGAGCGCAAGCAGAAGAAGCUGUACUCGGAGGAUUGGGCGCUGGGCGAGGACGACAUCGAGGGCCACAGGACGUUCAGUCUGCAGGAGAAGCUCGAGGACGGCGCGUUCGCGUCGCAUAACAUCGUCAAAGAGAUGCACGGCGCCGAAUUGAGCGUCGCCUAUCUACAGAGGCACGGUUUCAAUACGCCGUUGUUGUUCAAAGAGAAGGCUGGAUUGGGUCUGCGAGUGCCGACGGCGAAUUUCACGAUAAACGACGUCAGGAUGUGCGUCGGCUCGAGGCGGGUGCUCGACGUCAUGGACGUCAGCACGCAGAAGAACAGCGAAAUGACGAUGAAAGAGUGGCAAAAAUACUACGAGGACCCCGACAAAGAUAAACUAUUGAAUGUGAUAUCGCUGGAAUUCUCCCACACCAAGUUAGAAAAUUACGUACAAAGUCCUACGGUCGUCAGACAAAUAGAUUGGGUGGAUUGCGUGUGGCCGAGGCACCUGAAAGAAAGCCAAGUGGAAGCCACCAACGUGCUGGAAGAAAUGAAAUACCCCAAAGUUCAAAAGUACUGCCUUAUGUCCGUCAAAGGUUGCUAUACGGAUUUUCACGUCGAUUUCGGCGGUACCUCGGUGUGGUACCACAUAUUAAAAGGCGGCAAGGUAUUUUGGUUGAUACCACCCACCGAACACAAUCUGGAUCUCUACGAGCGCUGGGUGUUGUCGGGCAAACAAUCGGACAUCUUCUUCGGCGACACGGUGGAGAAGUGCGCCCGCAUAACGUUGCACGAGGGCAACACGUUCUUCAUACCGACCGGUUGGAUACACGCCGUCUACACGCCCAAGGAUUCGCUGGUGUUCGGCGGGAAUUUCCUGCAUUCGUACGGCAUCGACAAGCAAUUGAAGAUCGCCCAAGUCGAGGAUUCCACAAAGGUUCCGCAGAAGUUUCGCUAUCCGUUCUUCACCGAAAUGCUGUGGUACGUUUUGGAGAGGUACGUGCAUUGUUUGUUGGGGAAUUCCCAUCUGACGACGGGACAGGAUGCUCCGAUACCGCCCGAUAGGGCUCACAUACACCUUACCCAGACUGAAUUGCACGGAUUGAAGGAGAUAGUUUUGUAUUUGCACAUGUUACCCCCGAACAAGAAGAACGUACCGGAGCUGUUGAAGGACCCCAUAUCUCUGAUACAGGACGUUAGAACGUUGAUCGGACUGCAUAGGCAGGAUAGUAGGGAAAUGGCGAUAACGGGUCGACCGGUAUUGACAGUACCGGAAGAUUUGGAUAAUAAAUUGAAAAUACCGGGCCCCAGAGGACCCUACCACAAAUUCAACAACAACCUACCCAAACCGAUCAAACCGGGCGUCUUCAAAGGACCGAAGGGCGAAAAGGGCGGCCCGAGACGUCGAAGGACCAGGUGCAAGAAGUGCGAGGCGUGCCAGCGCAACGACUGCGGCGAGUGCAGCUUCUGCUUGGACAUGGUGAAGUUCGGCGGGCCCGGCAGGGCCAAGCAGACCUGCAACAUGCGCCAAUGCCUGCAACCCAUGUUGCCGGUCACCGCGGCCUGCGCCCACUGCGGCCUCGACGGUUGGAUGCAGACGCCGGUCACGCCGUUGCAGAAGGGCCCGCAGCGCUGCGAGAGCGCCAGCAAUCUCAUGGAAUGCUCGGUGUGUUACGAGAUAGCGCACCCGCAGUGCGUGCAAAGGCUGUGCCAGGACUUCACGGGCUACAUGAACGAGGACAUGCCGAAUUCGUGGGAGUGCCCGAUGUGCUGCAAGCUCGGCAAGAACACCGACUACCGGCCGAGGCAUUUUCGCGCCCGCCAGAAAUCCUCGGACAUCCGGCGGAUGUCGAUCAGUUCGGACGCUUCGAGCGCCUUGGACCACAAGACGCACCACGAGCAAAUGAGCGAUUCGGGCGGCAGCGACGCCGAAACGAAGGACGCGAAGGACCCGUUGCCGAUCAAGAAGCGCCGGACGAGCGAGGGCGCCGACGCGGAGACGAAGUCGCCUCAGGGCGAUCCGCCGCGCAAGACGGCGUUCCGGAUGCAACUGGCCCAGCAGAUCGUCGCCAAUUCGACCAAGGCGCUGAAGAAGCCGAUGGUGGUGGUGCGACCGGCGCCCGUCGCCGCCGCCAACAACGCUUCGGCCGCUUCGGGCAACAAUUUGGCGCUCGACAAGCGCUGCAUGCUGUCGAUAUUCCGGCACAUGUCGCCCAAAGAGCUGCUGACGUGCGCGCUGGUGUGCAAAACGUGGGCGACGUUCACGGUGGAUCCGUCGCUGUGGAAGCGCAUGGUGUUCACCAGGAAGCACAUCUCGUCGGACAUAUUGAAAGGCAUCGUGCGCAGGCAACCGGUAUCGUUGGGUUUGGACUGGUGCCACAUCAACAAGUUCCAACUGCCGUGGCUCUUCCAGCGUUUGAGCCAAUUGAAGCACCUAUCGUUGGUGAGCGUCAACGUGAAGACGGCGAUUUCGCUGAAAUCCAACCAUUCGGCGGUGUUGCAAUCGCUCGAUUUGAGCUUCGUAUCGGACAUGAGCGAUUCGGCGUUGCGCGACAUCCUGGGGCCGAAUAACGACGCUCGUACCGGCCUACCGUCGGCCAAAAUACGCUUCAGGAAUCUGGAGGAACUGAAGCUGGCGGGCACCGACGUGACGGACAUCGCGAUGCGCUACGUGACGCAGUACCUGCCGAAUUUGCGGCGAUUGGGGCUCGGCAUGUGCCCGAGGAUAUCGGACGCGGGUAUCGCGCAAUUGUCGACGAAGCCGGCCAAUACGGUGACGAAUCUGGUGAGCCUCGACCUGAGCCAUUCGAAAUUGGUGACGGAGAACAGUCUGGAGCAUUUGGCGAAGUGCGAGAAUCUGGUGCGAUUGGAUUGUAGACAUUCGUUGCAGAUUUCGACGCAGGCGUUGAUCAAGUUCGCCGCGAAGAGCGAACGGAAUUUGCAGGUUAGGGAUAUCAAGUUGGUAGACGUGAGGCAGGGUAAAUAG